AUGUCGAAGUCAGGCGUCGUGAAGAAGUGGAUGGACAACGGCUAUGGCUUCAUAGGACCAGAUGAUGGCAGCCGAGAUUUGUUCUGCCACGUUUCGAGUUUGAGAGGUUGCCGUGGCUUGGGCAAGGGGGACAAGGUGCGCUUCGAUGCGGAGUACGAUGAUGUCAAAGGCAAGAUGCGAGCCGUGAACGUGUCCCUGUGCCCAAGGCGGGAUGAUGGUCCGAGCAGGCAGAGGCUUGGUAUUGAAGGACGUCCAGCUCUUGAGUUUGUGCGCGAGCCGGUGCUGUUGGGCCGCCUGUCAUUCCGGGGCCCUGCUCUUCAUGAACACGAAGAAUUGGGAGCCGCAGGUGACAAGAGCGCCGGUUCGGGCGAGAGAACUUGGGUGAGGUCACGGUCCAAGAGCGUUCCAUCGAAGAGGUCUUGCAUGACCUGGCUGCCGAGGCAACCCAGCAGCUGCAGCAGCUACUCUGAUGAGGCCGCUGACAGACUUACACAUCUUCUUGCGGUGUGCUGUGAGGCAGAAAUUCACCAGUUUGCAUGGUAG
Molecule: messenger RNA, 543 nt
Organism: Symbiodinium sp. CCMP2592
Lineage: Eukaryota; Dinophyceae; Suessiales; Symbiodiniaceae
Source: the annotation of a GenBank genome assembly